AUGUUCUUCCAAGCCGUUGACCUGACCACCGCACUCCGGCCGUCGCUGCUGCCAGAUGAGACGCUGCUCUUCGUCCAGGACGCCGUCGGGCUCUACGAGGGAAAGUACAAGAUUCCAAACUACCAGUGUGGCCAUGCCUACCUGACGUCCCACCGGAUCUGCUAUGUCGACCUGGAAGAGCCCCGGAAGUGUAUCCUGCCCCGGAGACGGGGAACGCAGACGAGUGCGCCGGCCAGCAUCGUAAAGAGCGAGGCGCGGACGGCGACCUGGGUGUGUCCCAUCUGCUCGUUCUCCAACCCGGUGCCGUCCAACUUUGACCCGGCCGUGGCUGCGUCGACGGCCAUCCCUCCGUGUCUGGCCUGUGGCAUCAAACCGCCGCUGACCACCCUGCUCAAGGCGGCCAUCUCAGCGUCGACCAGCAGCUCGGCCUCUACGCCCACGUCGACACCUACGCCGACAGGCAACAUCUGUCCGAGGUACUCCCCCGCACCCUUUGCACCGUCGACCUCCAGGCUGGAGAGCAGGGAGAUCAACGACUGCGUCAAGCUGUCCUUUCGGGCGGGCGGGGAGAGGGUGUUCCACGAGCGACUGAAGGGGGCACUGGUACAGCGGAAGUGGAUCCUACAGGACGCUCCUCCAGUGCCAACUACUGCUGAUGCUGCUACUGCUACCGGCAACACCGGUACUGCUGGUACUGCUGGUACUGCCGGUACUACCGGUGGAAUAGCGGGCCUGGAACGCCGGGGACUGGAGACACGCAGGAACAACGAGGCGGUGAUCGGGGGAGCGUUUGAGGACCUGGAGGCCCUGAUGGCGUCUGCACGGGAGGUUGUGGCGCUGGCCGAGACCUUUUCGCGCGAGUCGAGUGUGACGGAGGAGGUCUCACAGUCUGCAGCAGCGCUGGGGAUGAUGACGACCAAGGAGGUGAUGGGCUCGUCGUCGUCGUCGUCGACGUCGGCCAGCCUGUACGUGACGGAGCUGUCCCGCAACCUGGCGGAGUACCUGACGGACGAGAGACAGACGAUACUGGCGCAGGCGGGGGGCAUCAUGAGCCUGAUCGACCUGUGGGCGGCCUUCAACCGGGCUCGCAACGGGGUCGAGCUGGUCAGCCCCCGAGACUUCCACGCCGCGGCCGAGCAGUGGGAGCGCCUCCGCCUGCCCGUCCGCCUGCGCCGUUUCAAGAGCGGGCUGCUGGUCGUGCAGCGUGCCGACUGGACGGACGAGCAGACCCUGCGCCAGCUACGGGAGUGGUUCGACGAGAUGCACCGGCUGCCUCCUGCCCCGACGUCGACCUCGACGUCUGCGGAGGUGACCUGGGACUGGCGACUGCAUGGACGGGGGGUGACGGCGCAGGAGACCGGUCGACGCUUUGGCUGGAGCGUCGGGGUGGCUGGCGAGGAGCUGGAGAUGGCAGAGGAGCGAGGCCUGCUGUGUCGCGAGCAGGGGAUCGAGGGCCUCCGCUUCUGGGGCUCGCAUCUCUACCACCGUCUUCAUCUACCACCAUCUUCUCUCUACCAUCUUCAUCUACCAUCUACCAUCUACCAUCUUCAUCUACCAUCUACCAUCUACCAUCUACCAUCUACCAUCUUCAUCUACCAUCUACCAUCUUCAUCUACCAUCUACCAUCUCUACCUCCUCCUACUCUACCCAUUCCAACCGAGAUAA
This is a messenger RNA of Microsporum canis CBS 113480, 1665 nucleotides long. RefSeq names its product vacuolar protein-sorting-associated protein 36. Gene Ontology annotation, cellular component: ESCRT II complex; late endosome membrane. The transcript has 5 exons. Gene Ontology annotation, biological process: protein transport to vacuole involved in ubiquitin-dependent protein catabolic process via the multivesicular body sorting pathway. The coding region runs from base 1 to 1665 and encodes 554 amino acids. Gene Ontology annotation, molecular function: ubiquitin binding; phosphatidylinositol-3-phosphate binding. The record is from RefSeq and is a predicted model, not a curated record. NCBI's taxonomy places the organism in Eukaryota, Fungi, Ascomycota, Eurotiomycetes, Onygenales, Arthrodermataceae.